GUGGUUAUUCCUAUGGGUUGUAGUCACAUAUGCUAUCUAUAAUGGCACAGAUAUAAAGAUGAGUCCUCCAUCUACCUCUAUGGGAUUUUGUAAUAGUAUUUGGUAAAAAGCAAAGGCACUCGAGAAAAGUGUGCGCAGUGCUCAUGAGCCAGCCAACUCACACCUCACAAAUGUUGCGUUCACUCCUCGUUUCAAGUCGAAGAUGCACUGGUCGGGGCUUAUUUAUGGACGAAGCUGCUUGUGUCCGGCAGCAGCACCGUGGCCUGAACUCUGCAGACAGCCACUAUGAUGGACUGUACCCAGGCCACAUCCCCACCAACCCCAUCCAGAAAGCCCUGUUGGCUGUCGGCUCCGGGGUGGCAGCCCUGCAAGACCCCUACAGACAUGACAUGGUGGCAGUGCUGGGAGAGACGACAGGACACCUGGCCCUGAUGACGCUCCGGGACCGAAUGAGAGGAGACCCUGAGGGCUAUACCAUUCUAACAGAGCGCCCACGGAUCCGACUUUCCACAUUGGAUCUGUCCAAGAUGGCCUCCCUUCCGGAUGGAUCCUUUGGGAGAGAGUACCUGCGCUUCCUUGAGGACAAUAGGGUGACCCCUGACUCGAGGGUGAACGUGAAGUUUGUGGAUAAUGAGGAGUUGGCGUACGUCAUGCAGAGGUACCGAGAGGUCCACGAUUUACUGCACACCUUACUAGGCAUGCCCACUAACAUGCUGGGUGAAGUGGCAGUAAAGUGGUUUGAGGCUGCUCAAACUGGCCUGCCCAUGUGCAUCCUGGGAGCAGCGUUGGGACCCCUCCGUCUGUCCACAAGUCGUCUGGAGCCCUUGGUGACGUCCCUGGGACCAUGGGCUGUGAGGAAUGGCCGGCAGGCCCGCUGUGUCCUCAGCAUCUUCUAUGAGCGCCGCUGGGAGCAGAGUCUGGAGAACCUGAGAGAGGAGCUGAACAUCGAGCCGCCCCCGCUCACCAUCAGGGCCACCAGCCAGAAAGCCACAUUAGACUCUUAGCACUGACCUCGAAUGUCAGAGGUCACACUGUACAACCAGAUGGGAAGAAUGCAGGGACUCUUUGGAGGGAUGUCAUACAGUAAUUUAGGCAUUGUAUGUGGGCUGACUGUGUCAUAGCAAUUGUGUCAAGCUUCCCCCAUGUGUUCAAGUGAAGGAAUUAAAGGCUAAUAGUCACAGUGGGUGCAGAGGAUUACCAGAGGGCUGGAUGCAAGUUUCACCAUCCAAUUAUUUCAGAUCUACAGGAGUGCAAGUUUCACCAUGGCACAGACCGUGGCUAUACUUAGAAUAUGGCACAUAUUAGUAAAUUAUUGCAUUUUAUCCAUGCUACCUGAGACAUGAAACAGCUAAGUGGGAGGGCAUACAGGCAGGCAGGAGGGCAUACACGCAAUUUGCCUAAAUGGCAAUGGAAACACUUCAACCUCUUCAUUUUUAUUUGACACUGUAGCUAUGUUUUUGCGAAAGAGUGUAUUUGUUAGGUGUGACGUCAUUACGUUCAGCUGUUUUUAAAAGUCACCUUGUCCUAGAAAGAUUUACACAGUUACCAAAUGUCACGCCAGGGUAAGCCUACACGAAACACAGCCCUUAUUUGAAGUGGUUUCUAAAAAUCCCCUAUGGGAAAAAAUGAAUGGUGGAAAAAACGAUUUGAACCAUUUCACUGUUUGACUGUUAGCUUUUAUGGGUAUUAUGGCUCAUACUGUGGUCCUCUAUGGUCUUCUAUAUCUGCCAUUUUCAUUACAUAUGUCGCAAUGAUUCCAUGGAAACCUGCCGAUUGAGUGCAAGGCACUUUUUGUAACACAACCUUGUUGAGGGUCUUGUAGGUCAUGGCUAGAAGUGAUAGGCUACAGCUUUUGUAAAAUUAAUGUCAAAAGGUGAUUGUUUUAUUUUAUUUUAGCUAACCUAAACCCUAACCCUUUUCCUAAGGCCUUAACCUAAUUCAUCUAACCUGCUACGUUAAUUCUCCUAACCUGCUACUAAAAGUCAAAUCUAAAAAAAGCUGUAGGCUACAUAUUCCAUCUACUCAAAACCGGGUCUUGUAUUAGGCCUACCAGCUGGCAUUCUUCAACCACCUAAUCAACACAAGGCUGGGCAGACCGAGAACAAAGGAGAGUAUGUUGCUGCCAAUGGAAGCUGCCAGUUAGACUGCGAGCUGGAAAUGAGUGGUUAUUUAGUCAUCAAUUGAUGACUGUUGAUAGAAAAAGUAAUGUCUAGUCUGGUAUCAUUCAAACACUAAGACUCAAAAAAUGUUCUAUCUGACAUGGUCCUAUUGGUAUCACACAUGGCACAUUUACUGUAAAGAAUGGCAGUCAUGUAAUAUGUGUUUUAUUUGCCAAUAUGUAUUCAUGAUGAGCACAGUGCUGUUUAUGUAUCUCAGGGGUGAGAUGUGUCGUUCAUCGAUAAACAAUUUGCACUUUG
Coregonus clupeaformis (lake whitefish) is the source of this 2417-nucleotide messenger RNA. It is a transcript of the gene coq4, whose product is annotated as coenzyme Q4 homolog (S. cerevisiae). The transcript has 7 exons. Bases 144 to 1004 code for a protein of 286 amino acids. Gene Ontology annotation, biological process: ubiquinone biosynthetic process. NCBI's taxonomy places the organism in Eukaryota, Metazoa, Chordata, Actinopteri, Salmoniformes, Salmonidae. Gene Ontology annotation, cellular component: mitochondrion; mitochondrial inner membrane. The record is from RefSeq and is a predicted model, not a curated record.